Molecule: messenger RNA, 324 nt
Organism: Enterobius vermicularis (human pinworm)
Lineage: Eukaryota; Metazoa; Nematoda; Chromadorea; Rhabditida; Oxyuridae
Source: the annotation of a GenBank genome assembly
AUGAAUCAGCAGGAUAAAUCGAAUGGACGUGCGUUCCCCAAAACUGGUGUCUACGUUACACCACCAAAGAAGUAUGGCGUACCAGGCAAUAUCUUUUUGUCACCUGUUGGAGGCUUUUGUAGUUCAAUAGAUCCGCUGAUGAAAUAUUUUCUUUUUUCCAGGCUUGCCAAUUCCAUUUUGCUGAGUGGGUUCCUAUGCGUUAUGCUUUAUAGGGCCUAUCAUGGAGGACGGAUGAAGGAAGAUUUACUGCCAAGAUGGGCUGAAGAAAAAUUGGACUCAUUUUUAGCUUCAUGGCAAACGAAGCCAGGACAAGAACAGAAAUGA